Frankliniella occidentalis (western flower thrips) is the source of this 2513-nucleotide messenger RNA. RefSeq names its product syntaxin-6. NCBI's taxonomy places the organism in Eukaryota, Metazoa, Arthropoda, Insecta, Thysanoptera, Thripidae. The coding region runs from base 261 to 1037 and encodes 258 amino acids. Gene Ontology annotation, cellular component: endomembrane system; synaptic vesicle membrane; SNARE complex. Gene Ontology annotation, biological process: Golgi vesicle transport; vesicle fusion; intracellular protein transport. Gene Ontology annotation, molecular function: SNAP receptor activity; SNARE binding. The record is from RefSeq and is a predicted model, not a curated record. The transcript has 6 exons.
GAGAAGGGUGUGAGUGGCGGGGGAGGAGGGGCGUAAGGAUAAGAAUCAGUAGCAAUGGCGGAUGUGGUGUUUGCUGAAGCCUAGUCUUGAAAAUGUCCAUGAUAUCUUGCUCCCAUUGCGUUUUAAACGUGAUUUCUAUUGACGCCAUUUAUUACGUGCUCCGCGGAUAAGGGGUUAGAGGUCCAGAUGAUUUGUGAGGACUUUUGUGAAGUAAUCACAUCUACGACGUGUUUUGGUGAACUCGUCUGCUUUUAAUUGACAUGACACUAGAGGAUCCCUUCUUUGUUGUGAAAGAUGAAGUGUCGAAAGCUUUGAACAAGACCAAAGUCUUGUAUCAGCGGUGGCUUGAGCUGCAGAAAGACACAGGUCUUAAUGUUACCAAAGACGACUUGGAGUGGACCACAACAGAGCUUCGGAAUUCCUUGAGAAGCAUAGAAUGGGAUAUUGAUGAUCUUGAAGACACUAAAAAUAUUGUUGAAAAAAAUCCUUCAAAGUUCAAGAUUGACAACAAAGAACUCACAAAUAGAAAACUUUUCAUUGAACAAGCACGUGAGGAAGUAAAGGUGAUGCGGGAUAAAAUGAACAUGAACAAGAACAGAGACCGUGACCGUACUGCGCGCCAGCCUCUCCUGGACACUCGAGAUAGCAGCCCUGUUCGAGUCCCAUCUAGUCACAACUCAACUAAAUAUUCUAAAUUGGAAAAUGACUUGGAUAGCCCCAGCCGGCAAUUCCUAGAUGAUACACUUGCGCAGCAGAGAAGCCUUAUUCUGGGACAAGAUGACACCCUUGAUGCAAUCAGUGGCAGUGUAGGCACUCUGAAAACGGUGUCUCGGCAGAUUGGUUCUGAGUUAGAUGAGCAUGCAGUAAUGCUGGAAGACUUUGGCAAUGAAAUGGAGACUGCUGAUGUUAAAAUGGAUGCCACUAUGAAAAAAGUUGCAAAGCUUAUGCAUAUGACCAAUGAUAGAAGACAGUGGAUGGCUAUUGGUAUUCUGUCAUGCAUUCUAAUUAUUAUCAUCAUAUUAUUUAAAUUUCUCUAACAAUUUGAUGAAGAAAACUGCUUUAUUUGUGGAGUAAAGAAUAAUUUCAUCUAAGCAGUAAGAUUUAUUGUGACUGUCCAAAGAAAAGACUUUACUUUGCAGUUCAUAUAUUUUGGCACAGGAACUGUCAGUUCUUCAAGAACCCCAUAAUCAUGAAUUAAAGUCUUACAUAAAACAAGUUUUGAUCUGAGAUUGUAACUGUUUAUGUUUUGAUGUUUGGUGUAUGAGAUGAACUAUCUGUUUCUUGGUAAGUUGAGUAUACAUUGUAUCUCUGGUUAGUCUUACUUUAAAUACCUGUAUUGCAAACUAUGGAUGCAAUUCCUAAGUCAAGAUAUACAUUAAUUUGGAACUAUCUCAAGGAAUGAAAAUUUGUCAGGAUGACAUCAUGUGACAAAUUUAGUCAUCUUGGUAUCACGUGUGUCCUCAUGACAUCAUUUUAGUGUGUGAAGAGGACCAAAUUUUGACUGGUGACGUCACUUGAUGUAAUCAUGAAGAAUUUGUGUCUCUUGGGAUAGAACAUGGUACAAUGUGUUCGAGAUAGAUCAGAAAGCUGGGUGAUUUGCCAAAAGUUUGACAUGUUCAAUGUCCAUGAUUGACUAAGUUUAAGUAUCCUUGUUUGCUUUAUUAAAAUUACUUUUCUGAUUUGUUUUUAAUAGACUGAUUUAUUUUAAUCAUAUGAUGUGUUAUUUUACUUGCAAUGUUAUUGGCAUCAAGGCCUGUAAAAUAGCAUAAAGAGUGAUAUUUUUCUUUUUUUGUAUGUGAAUUUUAAGUAUGUUGUGAUUUUUGAGUAGAGAAAUGGUUUAUAAUCUUACAUCACUGGUAGCUGCUGUUAAAUUUUAAUCUAUAGAAUUUGUUCCCCAAAUUAUUUUGUCUAGCAUUCCAUUUAAACUUUGGAUCUGUUGAAACUUUUACAUUUGAUCUCAUGAAGCUGACAGUCUACUACCCCACUUACUUCAACUCCUUUUUUGGAACUGUACCCAGACCCAGCUCAUAAAAAUCAGAUCCUUUACAAGUGAAACAUACGCAACAGGGUUUAGUCAUCCUGAUAUGUUCCUUGCUUUUCUUUCCUCUUUAACUAAUUCUUUUUGCAUAUGUGAUCUCACCUUUCACUUUCAGUCUCUAAAAGUUCCAUCAGCACUAAUUGAACCCAUAAGACACAUGUAAUCUUUGUGAGCGCUCCCUCAUUUGAAUUUUGUAUUUAUUCUCUUUUACAAGUGUGAUGUGUCUAAAAAAUUCCUGUAGGAUGAUGUAACUUUGCGAAAGUACUUAUCCUCUAGUUAUAUUAUGAAUGCUACUAUUUUCUACAGUUUUGAGCUUUACAAAUGGAUGUGGAAAGGUGCCUACAGUGCAGAAAAUUAUUGUCAUCCUGAAGUGUGUGUACUGUUAAUACACUGCUUGCGUUGUGAGAAUCAAGUUUGGAAUUGUGAACAUCAAUGCCUAUAUAUGAAUUAAACUUAGACUUACAAACAAAUAUAA